GGCGCUGGCGGCGGCGGCUGCGCGGGGCAUGGUCCCCGGAUCCGAAGGCCCGGCCCGGGCCGGGGGCCUGGUGGCCGACGUGGUGUUCGUGAUCGAGGGGACAGCAAACCUGGGGCCGUACUUCGAGGGGCUCCGCAAGCACUACCUGCUGCCCGCCAUAGAGUACUUCAACGGGGGCCCACCCGCGGAGACGGACUUCGGGGGAGACUAUGGCGGGACCCAGUACAGCCUUGUGGUGUUCAACACAGUGGACUGCGCUCCAGAGUCCUACGUACAAUGUCAUGCUCCUACCAGCAGCGCCUAUGAGUUUGUCACCUGGCUCGAUGGCAUCAAGUUCAUGGGCGGCGGUGGUGAGAGCUGCAGCCUCAUUGCGGAAGGUCUGAGCACGGCCCUGCAGCUGUUUGAUGACUUCAAGAAGAUGCGGGAGCAGAUUGGCCAGACACACCGAGUCUGUCUCCUCAUCUGCAACUCACCCCCAUACCUGCUGCCUGCUGUGGAGAGCACCACCUACUCGGGCUGUACGACGGAGAGCUUGGUGCAGAAGAUAGGAGAGCGUGGUAUCCACUUCUCAGUCGUUUCUCCGAGAAAGCUGCCAGCCCUCCGGCUUCUGUUCGAGAAGGCAGCUCCUCCUACCUUGAUAGAGCCGUUGCAGCCACUAGUAGAUGUAAGCCAGGACCCGAGGCACAUGGUGCUCGUGCGAGGCCUUGUGCUGCCUGUUGGUGGCGGCUCAACCCCAGGCUCUCUGCAGCCCAAGCAAACAGUCCCCCUGCCACCAGCUCCAACCUCAGCUGCCACACUCUCAGCAGCGCCGCAGCAGGCUCUUCCCCCUGUCCCACCGCAGUACCAGGUGCCUGGGAACCUCAGCGCUGCGCAGGUGGCAGCUCAGAAUGCUGUGGAGGCCGCCAAGAACCAGAAGGCUGUGCUGAGCCGUUUCCCAUCCAUGAACCCUCUGCAGCAAGCUGCUUCAGGAGUGGGGCCCCCCUUCAGCCAGGCCCCGGCACCCCCACUGGCUCCUGGGCCCCCUGGAGCCCCCAAGCCACCUCCUGCUUCACAGCCUAGCCUAGUCUCCACUGUGGCCCCUGGACCAGGCCUGGCACCCCCUGCACAGCCGGGGGCUCCAUCUAUGCAGGCAGGCACUGUGGCCCCAGGUGGGGUCAGUGGUCCUUCACCAGCCCAGCUUGGGGCCCCUGCGCUUGGUGGGCAGCAGUCAGUGUCCAACAAGCUCCUGGCCUGGAGCGGGGUUCUCGAGUGGCAGGAGAAACCCAAGCCUGCGUCCGUGGAUGCCAACACCAAGCUGACAAGGUCGCUGCCUUGCCAGGUCUACGUGAACCAUGGAGAAAACCUGAAGGCUGAGCAGUGGCCGCAGAAGCUGAUCAUGCAGCUCAUCCCGCAGCAGCUGCUGACCACCCUGGGCCCACUGUUCCGAAACUCAAGAAUGGUCCAGUUUCACUUUACCAACAAGGACCUGGAGUCCCUCAAAGGCCUCUACCGCAUCAUGGGGAACGGCUUUGCGGGCUGCGUGCACUUCCCACAUACGGCGCCCUGUGAGGUGCGCGUGCUCAUGCUCCUGUACUCGUCCAAGAAGAAGAUCUUCAUGGGCCUCAUCCCCUAUGACCAGAGUGGCUUCGUCAACGGCAUCCGCCAGGUCAUCACCAACCACAAGCAGGUCCAGCAGCAGAAGCUGGAGCAGCAACGCGGGAUGGGGGCACAGCAGGCACCUCCAGGCCUGGGCCCCAUUUUGGAGGACCAAGCGAGGCCCCCGCAGAAUCUACUACAGCUCCGCGCACCGCAGCCCCAGCCUCCAGGUGCUGUGGGAGCCUCUGCAGCUACCGGGCAGCCCCAGCCACAAGGCACUACCCAGGCCCCCACAGGGGCACCCCAAGGUCCUCCUGGAACAGCUCCUGGCCCACCUUCUGGACCCAUUCUUCGGCCCCAGAACCCUGGGGCCAACCCCCAGCUGCGGAGUCUCCUCCUUAACCCAGCACCGCCCCAGCCUGGGGUACCCCCACCCCAGGCCUCCCUCCAUCACAUGCAGCCUCCAGGCGCCUCUGCACUACUGCCAGCACCACAUCAGAGCUUGGGGCAGCCCCAGCUGGGCCCACAGCUCCUGCACCCCCCAACUGCGCAGCCUUGGCCCACACAGCUUCCCCAGCGGGCUCCACUGCCAGUGGCCAAACGAAGGAGAGAAGGAGAGGGCCGCGUGUUUCGAGAAAAAUGGGAGCGAGACUAUUUCUUUGUGGAAGUGAAGAGCAUGCCUACGUGCUUAAUAUGCAAAAAGAACGUGUCAGUCCUCAAAGAGUACAACCUGAAACGCCACUAUGAGUCCCAGCACAGUAGGAGCUACAGCCAGUACACAGCGCAGAGCCGCGACAGGCUCCUGCAGGAGCUGAAAAGGGCCCUCAGAGCCAGCGAGGCCCUCGAGAGCCACGAGUAGGAGCCAUGGGGUGAUGUGGAACGAGCUCCCGGGU
Acomys russatus (golden spiny mouse) is the source of this 2468-nucleotide messenger RNA. It is a transcript of the gene Med25, whose product is annotated as mediator complex subunit 25. Gene Ontology annotation, biological process: positive regulation of transcription by RNA polymerase II. Gene Ontology annotation, cellular component: transcription regulator complex; mediator complex. Bases 29 to 2434 code for a protein of 801 amino acids. Lineage: Eukaryota; Metazoa; Chordata; Mammalia; Rodentia; Muridae. The transcript is spliced from 18 exons. The record is from RefSeq and is a predicted model, not a curated record.